Molecule: messenger RNA, 2045 nt
Organism: Trichobilharzia szidati
Lineage: Eukaryota; Metazoa; Platyhelminthes; Trematoda; Strigeidida; Schistosomatidae
Source: the annotation of a GenBank genome assembly
AGCUUGGAUUUGAAACCAAAAUAUGAAAUAGGUGAAAAAUUACUUUGUUUCCAUGGGCCUCUUAUGUAUGAGGCGAAAUGUCUAGACGUCAAAGUGAAAGAAGAUGGUGUAAUGUAUUUUGUGCAUUACCAAGGUUGGAAUAAAAACUGGGAUGAAUGGGUGACAGAGAAACGUAUGUUCAAGUAUAAUGAAGAGGGUUUGAGGAAACAAAAAGAAUUAGAGCGACAAAUAAAAUCGGGCAAGGUUAAAGUUUUGAGGAAGUCCGACUUAAAGUCACAGUCAUUGCCACCUCCAGAAGUCCUGGAGGACGUGGAACGGACAUUGAAGCCUGGUCAAGUGAAACAAGGUGAGAUAUUACCCGGUUGUAUACUAAGUGGCGCUAUAGAGGAAGAUGCUCCUAAGGCCAAGAGCGUAAAGACCAACAAAGAAACCAACGGGAAAACUGAUACUCGUGUACCUGCUGAUUUGAAAGAGACUGAAGAUAUUAAACCACCCAUUAAGUGUUGUGAAGAUGCAAACACACCGUCUACUCAAUCUGUCACAGUAUCAAGUAGGAGAAGGAAAGGCCGAGUGUCAUCAGUGCUGAAGUCUCUUGAAAAUGAAGAUGGCCUUCUGUCUCAGCCUCGUUUAUCGAUGUCACUGCCUCUAUCUUUGAAAUCUUGGCUUAUCGAUGACUGGGAUUUGAUUACUCGUCAAGCUCGGCUUUAUGAACUGCCUGCCUCUCAGCCAAUAUGUAAUGUUUUAUCAGACUUCUUAGAAGCUUCUGAGGCUGAAAUUAGUCAGAAGUCAGAAUCAACUGGUGAAAUAAAAGAAGACUGCACUUCUUCUGAACCUGAGAACUCUCAGCUGACUACUACUACUACUACUAAGUUGCCAAUAAAUCCGCGUGUACGGCGUGAAUUUGUUGUUGGAAUUCAGCAUUUUUUCAAUCUUACUAUUGGUUCUCAUCUUUUAUACAAAUUUGAACGAUUACAAUAUGCUGAGCUAUUGAAACAUCAUAGAGAUAAGAGAAUGUCAGAUAUUUAUGGUUCAAUUCAUUUGUUGAGGUUGUUUGGUAAGUCUUAAUGUUCCCUCCUUUAUGAUGUGUAAAACUUGCGCACUAUGAUGGUGGUGAUAGUAAGAAAUUCCAUAUUAGUUUGUUUAUUAGAUGUAUCACAUAGUCAGCGAAACAGUACUUAUAUUUACUGGGUGACGAGGUUUCGAAGGCAAUUCAUUAUUGUUCAUAAUCAUUUCAUCAAUUAUAAUCACACGACUUUGAUACUUGAGUUUUAAAGUUUUCUUCGUCCUCUCCUAUUUGUCGUCGUCAUUGGGGUAGUAGAAUUUUCCAGAUAUCUGUGUGGACAGGUGUUGAAUCAUUCCUAUUACACGUGUUUGCAGUUGAUUCGAUAAACCACCCAGUCGGUGGGUGCAUGCUGCUAAAAAGUAUUUUAGUUGAUGAAAUCCUCCAUGCAAUCAAACACAAAUCCCUACAAAACCAAUACUUGAAAAUUAAUCUGAUGCUCACUAGCGACUGACCCUAUGCAGUUAGGCAGUUAGGCACCUGGGGUUCUGGUGGGAAGCCGUGACUAGUAGGGUACAGCAGGUUGAAGUUGAGGCAGUAACUCACUCAUCGAAGAAGAUGACAUUGCUAAAUGGUCGCGCUAUGUUGUGCGUGAAUUGGCAGAAGUUAGAAUUCAAGGACCAUUGGAUCGGGUUCCAGUGGCUCAAUGGUCUGCGAGCUAGCUAGCUAGCUUGCCUUGUAAUCAGAGGGUCCUGGGUUCGAACCCCGUCAGUAGGGUGGGUGCGUACUGCUGAAUAGCCAAUCCAAAACUGGGACGGGGGAAACAGCUGUCUGGCAGUACUCCCUGGUUGGUUUUCCAAUGGUUCUCACUAACUUAUGUCAGCUCAUGAUAAAUGAAAUCCUCCAUGCAAAUAACAGGUAUGUACAUAGUUUUCAAGCUCAUACAACAUACAUACAACAAUUCAUGUGAAUUAUUGAACCUAAAAAAUGUCUGUCUUUUGAAACAUUUUUACUGUUUAUAGUUAAACUCCGAGAUAUGGUUUCA